Adineta steineri is the source of this 687-nucleotide messenger RNA. Lineage: Eukaryota; Metazoa; Rotifera; Eurotatoria; Adinetida; Adinetidae. The record is from the annotation of a GenBank genome assembly.
AUGGCAAUAGCAAACAACAAAACACAAUGUUUUACAUGUAAUAGAGACAAAAUUACAUAUCUUUGCAAAGGAUGUUUAAAAGAAUUUUGUCGAACACAUUUAGCAGAACAUCAACAAAUGUUAAAUGAUGAACUAAAUCAUAUUGCCGAUAAAUAUAAUGAAUUUAAGCAAAGAAUUAAUGAACAAAAAGCACAAACAUUUAUUAAUGAUAUUGAAAAGAAGCUUAAUGAUUUAUCUGAACAAAUAAAACAAAUUCAUAAAGAAAAUGAUUUCAAUGAAAUUAAUUUAAAUUAUUUAAGAAAUCGAUUAACAGAAAUCACACGAGAAUUAAAUAAUCCGACACAUAUUUCUAUUCAACAAAAUUCACAAUCGUUUAUUAAUGAAAUUUCUGAAAAACCAAAUGUCAUCACUGUGACUGGCGGAAAUGGACAAGGACAACAAUUAAAUCAACUUAAUUUCCCUUAUGGAAUCUUUGUUGAUGAAAAGAAAAAUAUUUUCAUUGCUGAUUAUGCAAAUCAUCGUAUUAUUGAAUGGAAAUAUAAUACAAAGAAAGGAAAAAUCAUUGCAGGUGGAAAUGGACAAGGAAAUCGUAUAGAUCAAUUGAAUGAGGCAAAAUUUGUGAUUGUUGAUCAACAAAAACAUUCGAUUAUCAUUGCUGAUUCUGAAAAUAGACGAGUGAUUCAAUGA